UCAGGUGUCACCACUGGCUUCUUUAUAAAAGAGCAUAAUCUGAAGAGGUGAGCAGACUCCUGGAGACCGACCGUAAUCUCUGUUAAUUCCCUACAUUCACUCAGAGACCUCACCUUGAGCAAUGCGAUUCAGUGUGUUUUUUUUCCUCCUGUUCCUCAGUAUCCUCUACUUCAGCCUGGCACAAGGCUCGUAUGAGGACUGCUGCCUUACCUAUGUAAAGGAGAUUAAACCAUCCACCAGGAGAAAAGUGGAUUAUUACAGAAGACAGGAGCAGGAUGGAGGAUGUAAUCUUCCUGCAAUAGUGUUCAAGCUGAGGCGAGGUCGGCUCUUUUGCGCUAGACCAGGGGAGAAAUGGGUGCAGGACCUCAUAAAAGAGGUCGACAAAAGGAGGAAACAAAAUCCAUCAAAUAAACGCAAUAAACACAGCAAACACUGGCACUGAGAACCUAAAAGCUCUAGAAAGACUUCUGUGUCCAGUUUGUGAUCCAAGAAUUGUGGUUCCACCCACUGUCUUCGAUGAGCUUUGGUGUGCUGGCUACCCUGCGUCCAUUUCAGCCAGGACGCAAUGGUCUUUUCAGUACUUCCUGUAUGUUGCUGCUAUUACCAUCCUAUACUUAUCUUCCUUGAUGUUUUUUUUUUUCAUUGCCUAUGGCUGAGUGCACAGGUCCGGCCAUGCAUGUGCGAGCAGGAAGGAUACGACCUAGUAAAUGAAUGAUAAAAAGCAUCUAAAUGGUAUUUUUAUGGCUAGUGCUUUCACAACACACCAUACAUUUUAUAAACACUUUAUAAUCCACACUAUAAUCGAAAUGUCGGUGGAACAGUUUUUCAGCCUAACCAAAUAUUCUGCCAUUUCCUUAUGAGAUUAUAGUGUGUCUCACAUAAAGUUGAACCUGUUGAACUUAUGUGUAUAUUUCAUAUUGUGUGAUGUUUAAAUAAACAUAAUCUACAUUUAUUAAAUUCAUCCAUUUUAAUUACUUUAAAUGUAUUUUUAUCCAUGAUUAGCUAUGUAAUGCUUUACUAUUUGUUUAAUUUUCAAAGAUUAUCUAUGGGAAGUAGCUACUUCAAGGUAAUAAAGUAAAAAGGAAAUGAAUUUUUACUGUCAGUUUUGAGUUCGGUUAGAGUUUCUGAAAACAAUAUGAUUGUCACAUGUAUUACUUCUGGUACUUUCACUUUUAACAAUCUACCUUUUGAAAAAAAAUUUUUUGUAUUGUAACAAUAAUGCUGUAAAUGUUUGACUAUUGCUGAGUCACAGUUAAUUUGCUAUGAGAUAUUCUUUUGAGGCUAUCACUGCUGCUCUUCUGAUAAAGUAUUUUACUAUUAUAAUAAUACUAUCAUUGUAUCAUAAUACUAUCAGUGUGUGACUUUUUGUUGACAGUUAUCAUGUGUGGCUGAAGAAAUACAUCUUAGACAUGUUAGAGCAGUAUCAGCCUUUUUAUGUGAAAUUCCUGAGAGAGGCUAAGAGGUAAAGACCUACUCUAUGUAUAUAAUAUAUUACAUCGUGCUAUAUCAUCUCAUUACUGAAAAUGUGAUGUUUAAAGUGAUGGAUAUAUAAAUAGCUAAAUGUACAAGCUUAUGUGAUUAUGGAUAUAUCUGAGUCUGAGAUGCUGAACCAACGAACUGAUUAUUACCAAGGCUGACAGUAUGUGUGUGUGAAAAAGAAAGUGUAUCUAACCUGCAUAUCUAGGUGUGACUCAAUACGCUGACUUGUAUGCCCUAAGCAGCAAAUAAAAAGCUCAAAGUCCA
Molecule: messenger RNA, 1743 nt
Organism: Ictalurus furcatus (blue catfish)
Lineage: Eukaryota; Metazoa; Chordata; Actinopteri; Siluriformes; Ictaluridae
Gene: ccl25a
Product: chemokine (C-C motif) ligand 25a
Exons: 5
Coding region: 122-442 (106 amino acids)
Biological process (GO): neutrophil chemotaxis; inflammatory response; positive regulation of ERK1 and ERK2 cascade
Cellular component (GO): extracellular region
Molecular function (GO): CCR chemokine receptor binding; chemokine activity
Source: RefSeq, a predicted model, not a curated record